AUGUACUGUUUAACAUUACUAUUAUUCAUCGGUACGAUUUGCGUCAGUUCAAGUCGAUCUGAAAUACAGCGCACGAUUGAUGAUGAUGGUGAUGAAGAUCUUUCUGGAUCACUGGUGGCAUUCGAUAUAACCAUUGAAAAUUACACAGUACCAGUUAGUGGAAAAUGUAUCUUGACUUGUUAUAUUGCUGAAGUUCGUUCAUUUAAAGUUCUAUGGCAAAAAAUCGAUCGAGUAAAUCAAGGUGGGAAUCAAACAUUGGAUGAACAGCAAGGACAACCAACAUUAAUUGCAUUUGAUGGUACUGUCUAUUCGAAUAAAGAUCAUUAUCGUCUUGAAUCUGAUUAUGUUGGUUCAUAUAAUUUAAUCAUUGAUCGUGUUAAUGAAGAUGACCAAGGAGAAUAUCAAUGCCAAAUAAAUACAGAACCAAGAAAAACGAAACGAAUUUUUCUGACUGUCCAAGUACCACCACGUAUUGUUGACUUUCGUCCAAACCCUCCAUUAAUAUCCAUACGCAGUGGCAUAUCAUUAACAUUGUUAUGUCGUGCUGAAGGAACACCAUUACCUCACAUACGUUGGCGCAUUCGUGAUAUUGAUAUGAAUCGAAUUGAUUCAUUGCCACCUGAAAAUAGCAAUAUAUGGUUUAUACCAGCAGUGACGACUAAUUUUCCGCAUACAGUUGAAUGUAUUGCUGAUAAUGGUGUUUUACCAGCAUCAAAUCGUAUAUUUACAAUAAAUGUUGAAAUUCCACCUAUUGUUAUGAUAAAUAAUGAUUUAAUUCAAAGUCAACUGUAUCAAAAUGUCACACUUGACUGUUCAAUAUUAAGUCGUCCAUUGGCUCGUAUUUAUUGGGAAAAAAAUGGGCAAAUCGUUGACGAUAGCAAAAUGAUUAAUACCCAAAUAAAUCAAACACUAUCAAUAAAUCAAUUAAAACUCCAAAUCAAUGAUGAUGACGAUUUCGGAAAAUAUAAUUGCAUUGCUGAAAAUAUUCAUGGAAGAAAAGAAGCUUUUGUAUAUGUACUAAAAGAAUCAGUUGUUGUUACGACAUUAACAACGAAAAAAUAUCAGCGCCAUUCGAAAAAUUCUUCAUUACGAUUAAGUUCUAGUCGAAAAAUAUUUCGAUCAACAACAUUACCAACAAAAGAUAUUUAUAUUGAACGAGAGAUUCAUAUUACUUCAUCUUCACAUCGACCUUCGACACAUCAUCGACUAAAAAAUCGUCUAUUUAUUUCAUUAUUACUAUUGUUACUAUGUCGAUUGAGACGGACCGACAGAUAA
Rotaria socialis is the source of this 1275-nucleotide messenger RNA. The record is from the annotation of a GenBank genome assembly. Lineage: Eukaryota; Metazoa; Rotifera; Eurotatoria; Philodinida; Philodinidae.